AUGGCGGGGAGGAAGGACUUACCGCGAGGGCUCUCGGCUCGUGGAUGUGCUGUUUAUUUCGACAAUUACUUCACAACGCCGGAUUUGAUUAGGCAUCUUUGUGAACAUUACGGGAUUUUCAGCCUCUGCACUAUACGGCAAAAUAGACUGAAGGGUUGCUGCAAAUUGUUAAGUUACAAAGAACUCAAGAAAAGAGGCCGAGGUUCAUUCACCCAAGUUGUAGAUGACGAAAAAAAGAUUACCAUUGUCAAUUGGUACGACAAUAAAGUUGUGACUUUAGCUUGUUCUUAUGCCGAUGCUUACCCAGUUCAAGAGAUUAUUAGAUUGAGUAAAGCACAGAAAAAGACAAUUAGUGUCAACAGUCCACACUACAACCAACAUAUGGGAGGCGUUGAUCUGUGCGACAUGUUAAUAGCCCUUUACAGAACAUCUUUCAAGAGCCAUCGUUAG
This is a messenger RNA of Melitaea cinxia (Glanville fritillary), 450 nucleotides long. RefSeq lists its product as uncharacterized. The coding region runs from base 1 to 450 and encodes 149 amino acids. Lineage: Eukaryota; Metazoa; Arthropoda; Insecta; Lepidoptera; Nymphalidae. The record is from RefSeq and is a predicted model, not a curated record. The transcript has 2 exons.